This is a messenger RNA of Penicillium olsonii, 1914 nucleotides long. Lineage: Eukaryota; Fungi; Ascomycota; Eurotiomycetes; Eurotiales; Aspergillaceae. The record is from the annotation of a GenBank genome assembly.
AUGCCGUCGGCGACUUACGCUUCCACGGGCGACCGUCCCCGCAGAAGCACGUAUCAGGAGAUUCCAGUCUCCUCGACCUCCCACCCCGAUAACCCAAUUCCCGAAGAACCUCGAGGUGUACGUUCGCUCUCAGUGACGGACACCAACUUCAAUGUCAUCUCUGGGUCCUCGUCUCAAGGGUCUGGAUCGACUGGCACCCAUACCCCCACCACCCCUCUGACACCUCCCAACGAGAAUCAAUCGGAUGAAGAGCUUGGGGAGGAAAAGACCGAUGGCCGCCAACGACGACGAGCAUCCACCAUCCUCAUUUCGCAGAAUGCGGAGGACAUGAGAAGAGUGCUGGAGAAUGUUGGCACGGCAGGUACGCAGAAGCUUCAGUCGCUCUGCUGUGGCGGGGGUUGCUGUCGAGGCCAGGCAUUGCGUCCUGUAGAUGGACCGAUCUCAGGCUUCAAUUCGAUUGUCGGACCCGCCAACAACAAGGCUUUCGACAGUCUGAAACUGAACCUUGAUCUCCUUACCAUGGACAGCGAGCUUUCUGGCAUUGCUCCGCUCCCAGAGAAGACCGUCUCCUUCAAGCCAAUCCCCGCAUCGGCAAUCAACAUGUCGCUGGGUCCCGCAGACCAUCCACCCGACUUUGUGCAGCCGCACCCACCAUACAACGUCUACCGGGCGCCUCUCUUCCACACCCGCGAACUCACAGGCCCCGGCGCCGAAAAGCGCACUUACCACUUUGACAUCGACGUCACCGAUUACCCCGCCGAGAGCGGCAUGGUCGACUUUGUCGUGGGCGGAGCAAUUGGUGUCUGUCCUAAGAACAAGGACUCGGAGGUGGAAGACGUUCUCAACCUUCUCGGCGUUCCGAGAUCCAUGCGCGAUAAGAAGGUCCUGAUGCGAACCACCAAGGGUCGCUGGCCCACCAUCUGGGGCGACGACAAGCCCCGCGAACUCAUCACCACCCGCCGUGAAGUCCUCAGCUGGUGCGCCGACAUCCAAUCGUACGCACCCACCAAGCCUCUCUUCCGCCUCCUCGCCGAACACGCCAGCGAGCCGAACGAGAAGAAGAUCCUCUCCUACCUCUCCUCCGCACAAGGCCAAGGUGCCUUCUGCGAUCUCCGAACAAGCUCCUACGUGUCUCUCUCCCAACUCCUCACUGCCUUCCCAUCUUCUCAACCUCCCCUCGACGCCCUCCUCUCCGUCCUCAACACCCUCAUGCCUCGCUUCUACUCUCUCUCCCAAGACCCCCAAAUCUCCUGCCAAUACAAGGGCUCCGAAUGUCGACGCCUAGUCGAAGUCGCCGUAACAGUCGCCGAAUCCGACGAUUGGCGCGGAGGAUCCCGCACCGGAGUCGGCUCCGGAUACCUCGAGUCACUCGCCCGGCGCGCCAUCGAAGCCGAAGCUAAGGGCGAGAAACUAGACCUCCACAUCCCCAUGUUCAGGGGACUCAUGGCCAACCCGCUCGCGACCCGCUUCGCAUCCGACGGGCCCAUGCUCCUUAUCGGCGCGGGUGUUGGUAUCGCGCCCUUCCGUGGCUUCGUCCAGCGUCGUCUUCAGUCCGCCAAUUGCGCCAACAAGGUCUGGGUCUUGCAGGGUGUGCGUGACUCGCUUUUGGAUGAGCUCUACUCGGGUGAGUGGGGUGUUCACGAGGAUAAGGUUCGGACUGUUGUGCAGAGUCGCAAGGGUGAGAGUCGCUAUGUGCAGGAGGAAGUCCGUCACCAGGCGGAUCUGGUUUGGUUCGUGAUCAAUUCGCUGGACGGACGGGUCUUCGUCUGCGGUUCUGGAAAGGGUAUGGGUGAAGGCGUGGAGGCUGCGCUUGUUGAGGUCGCCAUGGCCAAGGGAAAUCUCAAUUCCCAGGAGGCUGAUAUGUUCUGGCAGCGCAAGAAGGAGGCUGGGCAGUACAUUGCUGAAACUUGGUGA